Gracilinanus agilis (Agile Gracile Mouse Opossum) is the source of this 1590-nucleotide messenger RNA. It is a transcript of the gene RAB3A, whose product is annotated as RAB3A, member RAS oncogene family. The transcript is spliced from 4 exons. Gene Ontology annotation, molecular function: GTP binding; GTPase activity. Gene Ontology annotation, cellular component: endosome; synaptic vesicle; axon. Gene Ontology annotation, biological process: protein secretion; protein localization to plasma membrane; axonogenesis. The record is from RefSeq and is a predicted model, not a curated record. NCBI's taxonomy places the organism in Eukaryota, Metazoa, Chordata, Mammalia, Didelphimorphia, Didelphidae. Bases 135 to 1016 code for a protein of 293 amino acids.
UUGACUUGCCCAUGAUGACACAGUUGCUGUGUCAAAGGUAGGAUUUGGCACAGAUCUUGCUGACUCUACCUCUAGCACCCCAUUCACUAUCCUUCCCUUCCUCUUCAAGUAUCAUUUAACUAGUUCUGUUGCCUAUGGUGAGUCUUCCUUUUGGAGCCAGUUUCCCCACUUGUAAAACUAGGAUAUCUUCAGUGGCUUUUCCAAGGAGUUGUUGGGAAAGUUCUUUCACAUCUGAGUAUCUCUCCAUCCCCUGGGGUACCUCUUCUCUCUUUCCAGAGAUCUUAGCUUUUCCCCAAAGCUUAUCCAAACCCUCCCACCCUACUCCCUGGGGCCUCUGCCUCUCCCACCUGCAGAUGGCGUCAGCCACAGACUCCCGCUAUGGACAAAAGGAAUCCUCCGACCAGAACUUUGAUUACAUGUUCAAGAUUCUUAUCAUUGGGAACAGCAGCGUAGGGAAGACGUCCUUCCUCUUCCGGUACGCUGACGACUCAUUCACCCCAGCCUUUGUCAGCACUGUGGGCAUAGACUUCAAGGUGAAGACCAUCUAUCGAAAUGAGAAGAGGAUCAAGCUUCAGAUCUGGGACACGGCUGGGCAGGAGCGAUACCGGACCAUCACCACGGCCUACUAUCGGGGGGCCAUGGGCUUCAUUCUCAUGUAUGACAUCACCAAUGAGGAAUCCUUCAAUGCUGUGCAGGACUGGUCAACCCAGAUCAAGACCUAUUCAUGGGACAAUGCUCAGGUGCUGCUUGUGGGAAAUAAAUGUGACAUGGAAGAUGAGAGGAUCGUUUCCUCAGAGAGGGGCCGGCAGCUAGCAGAGCACCUGGGAUUUGAGUUCUUUGAGGCUAGCGCCAAGGACAAUAUCAAUGUGAAACAGACCUUCGAGCGACUGGUGGACAUCAUCUGUGAGAAGAUGUCAGAGUCUCUGGACACAGCCGACCCAGCUGUGACUGGAGCCAAGCAGGGCCCCCAGCUCACAGACCAACAGGCACCCCCACACCAGGACUGUGCCUGUUAAGGCCCUGGGCCCAGGCUCUGUCCCCUCUUCGGCGGUCACUAGCAUUCCCCCUCCUGCUCUCCCACCCCAGAUGGGUCACCCUCUUUGUGUGCCCCCAACUCCCUCACUCCAGGGCUGCAGAGCCCAAAGCCCAAGGUGAGAGUGGGGCCCAGUGGGGAAGGAUGGGCCUAGUACUACGUCUUUAGAGCCUCCUCCCUCCCUUAGUCUCUCCAGCUCUCCGGAGCUUCUAUUCCUCUAACUUAUUUAUUAAUUUAUUAAGCUAUUUAUUUGAAGACUUGUUAAAGGGACCAUGCCCCACUUCCUGAAGCCUGUCUCUACAUCCUCAAUCCAAUUCUUCCCUUCUUUAUGCCUCCAUCCCCCAUCCUGAACAGGCUGAUCUCCUUAGCCCAAAACAGAGUGGGGAGAACUGGGCCAUACCCAGGCCCCACUUCCUGGAUGCUCCCUCCAUUCCCUCCCUCCUGCUGGGUCCCUCCUUACUUCCUGGCCUCAAUUCCUUGUAGAAACCCAUCCCCCUCCUCCUCCUUGUACAUAGCCAAGACUGAACCCUGUACAUAGGAUUAGUGAGUGGUCCUAG